AUGUCCCCUUGCUGGUGCUUUGCAGCCCCCCCGAGGCUGAGCCUGGCCUGUGAUGAGCAGGGCAGCCCCGUGUGCGAGGCAGCGGCGGGGAAGCCGCCGGCCCAGCUCUCGUGGGUCCCAGAGGGCAGCUUCACCGCAGAGGAGAAGUGCCACGACAACGGGACAGUGACUGUUCUCAGCAAGUUCACAGCGUGUAGCACCAGUGUCACCAAUGUGACCACCUGCAUGGUGUCCCACCCAGCUGGGAACUGGAGCCAGACCAUAGCCUGCUGUCCCUCAGAGAAAACCAACACCAACGUUUUCCUGUAUGCCUGCAUCAUUACUUGUGUUCUGAUCAUUAUCACCUUGUUGGCUGUCAUUUACUAUUUCACUCUCCACAGUGAUAGACCAUGCCACAAAACCAAACCUCCUGAAAUUGCUCCUAUACAUUCCCAACAGGAUGACACAAUGGAAGUGGAACCUUAUACUACUUAUGUGCAGAAGGAAAAUGUAAUUUAUAACUCAGUGUCUGAUCUGACAGUGGGGCAGAAUCUUCCACAAGACCUGUGUCCAGGAACAUGAAUGAUUCAACAACACCAAAAAAGGAAAGAGAUUCUUUAUAGAAGACUGGUUAUAGAAAGAAACUUAAAGGAUUUAUUCGGACUUUGGGGCAGCAUAGAUCACUGGGUCUGCUCAAGCAUCUCUGCUUGCUGAUGAGUCCAUAGUUCUUUUUUUAUCCCUGUUUUGCUUUCUUCCUUCAGAACAUGUGUUAUUCCUUGGGAAGAUGUGACUGACCACACGCCAUAGGUUUUUCUGGAAAAGAAGUUGUGACAAGUCUUCCCUUUGCUGUUGUUGCCUUGGGAUCCUAGUUCUGUCAGUCACUUGUAGUUGUUACUUUGAUGCACUUGACACUAUGAUGUACACAUUUGGGAGACCAGAGGAACAUUCUGUCUGAACUGAAACAAUACACUCUUCCACCAAUAGCCACUUUUUUCUAACACAUAUGUUAGUAACACAUGACCUGAUGACCUACUGAAAAUCACUGAAUACUUCAAAAAGCAGAAAAUAAUGGUGGGGAACACUUAGUUCUGAAAAUGGAAAUAAGGGAUUCAUUUAGAAGGUCUUCCACUAAGAAGGAGACUGCACUAGCAUGACUAAUUCACUUGUUAGGUUCAUAUCCAGUAUUUCAAGAUGCCAUUAUGGGGUGUCAUCCAGAAGAAUCUGGACAAGGUUGAUAUGUGGGCUAAUGGGAAUCUCAUGAGAUUUAACAAGACAAAGUGCAAGGUGCUGCACCUGGGUUGGGACACCUCCUGCUAUCAAUGCUGACUGGGGCAUGAACAGAUUGAGAGCAGCCCUGCUGAGAAGGACUUGGGGUCAAUGAGAGGCUGGCCAUGACCCAGCAAAGUGCAUCCCAGAAAACCAAAUGUAUCCUGGGCUGCAACCAGAGCAGCAUGGCCAGCAGGGGAAGGAAGGGAUUCUGCUCCUCUACUCUGCUCUGGGGUCCCCUGCACAAGAAGGACAUGGACCUGCUGGACCAGAUACAAAGGAGGCCACCAAGAUGAUUUAGAGGGAUGGAACACCUCUCCUAUGAGGAGAGGCUGAGAGAGUUGGGAUUGUUCAGCCUGGAAAAGAGAAGGCUUUUGGGUACCAGUACCUGAAGAGAACCUGCAAGAAAGACAGAAAUGUACUUUUACAAGAGCAUGCAGAGACAGGGCAGUGGGGAAUAGAUUCACACUGAAAGAGAGGAGGUUUAGAUAAGAUAUUAGGAGGAAAUUCUUUUCUUUGAGGGUGGUGAGACACUGGAGUAGGUUGCCAGAGAACCUGUGGAUGCCCCACCCCUUAAGGUGUUCAAGAAUAGGUUGGAUGGAGCUCUGAGCAACCUAGUGUAACGAAAGAUGACCCUGCCAGUGCCAGGGGUGUGCACCCUGAUGAUCUUUAAGGUCCCUUCCAACCCAAAUCACUCUAUGAUUUUGUGAUUCCCACUAAAUAUGUUCAUUCUGUGCUUCAGAUCACUGGUAUGAUUAUUUUUCUACAAGAUUCCAUGAAGAUAUGGCAUUCCUCUCUUUCUUAAGAGUAUAAGCAUUAAGAUUAAUAAAUAAAAAAUACUUAUGUUACUCAAAACCCAUAGGCUACUUUAACCAAAAACAAACAUAAAAUAUUUCACAAAACAAAACAAGUACAAACAUAUCUUCUAUAAAUGUGCAAUAAUGAACAAAAAAGAUAAAAUGCUUGCUAAUUGUAGUAAUAUUUAUUUUUACUACCAAAACUGAAGUUUUGUUUCAUUUGCAUGUCUAGAUGUUUUACUGAUAUUCUUUUCAAUAUACUUGCAAGUUCACUUUUUUGUAUGCAAAUUAACUUAUGUAUCUUAUUGUGUCUCAUUUUGAGGUUGACUUAUUCUCACCUUCACAAAAUAUCCCUUGGAAAUAAGUAAAAUAAAUUGUCCUGUAUAUAGUAGCAAUUCUCAAUUUUUUUUGAUUGAUGCCUUUCCAGCAAAAGUAUGAACUGACUUUACAGUAAGAAUAAAGAAACAUUUACAAACCUC
Molecule: messenger RNA, 2521 nt
Organism: Onychostruthus taczanowskii (white-rumped snowfinch)
Lineage: Eukaryota; Metazoa; Chordata; Aves; Passeriformes; Passeridae
Gene: CD200R1
Product: CD200 receptor 1
Exons: 4
Coding region: 1-561 (186 amino acids)
Biological process (GO): regulation of neuroinflammatory response
Cellular component (GO): external side of plasma membrane
Molecular function (GO): signaling receptor activity
Source: RefSeq, a predicted model, not a curated record